GCCAAGUCUUAUCACUAAAAGCCUACAAUUCUAUAUUCAGAAUGUAUGUAAAGUGUAGGUAUAUAGAACCAGUCCUAAUAUUUUAGUAGGUAGAUUAUCUCAAGUACUUGCGUGAGUUUUUUUCUUGGUUUCUGUCGGAUUUUCGAGUGAUUUUUUUAAUCUUGCUGCCAAUAUAAAUAGGAAUUAUUUCAUCAAGAAUUAGUUUGUCAAAAACCUGAUGGAGAGAAUGAGAGUACCAAUGAUCAAUUUUCUUGCUAGACCGGCAAUUCCAAUAUUUUUGGCGGGAAUUCUUGUGGGUCUCACUAUUGGAGUUUCCAUACUUCUAAUGCAAACAGACCAAUAUAACUUUUAUUAUUACGACAAUUCCAAAAAUCCAAUUCCAUAUUUUGACUUUGUGGGGGAUCACUCCAACAAUGACACUCAUCAUCGUAUGUUAGACACUUCAAUGGCAGACGAAAUGUUUCAGAAAGUGAGAAUUUUAUGUUGGAUAAUGACAGGUCCAGCGAAUCACUUCAAGAAAGCUAUUCACGUCAAGGCUACUUGGGGUAAACGUUGCAAUAAAUUGAUAUUCAUGAGCUCCGAGGCAGAUCCACUCUUGCCCAGCGUUGCUUUGCCUGUUAGGGAAGAUAGACCACAUUUAUGGGGAAAAACUAAAGAAGCAAUGAAAUAUGUUUACAAUCGUUAUUAUGAUCAAUAUGAUUGGUUUUUCAAAGCUGAUGAUGAUACUUACACAGUUAUGGAAAAUAUGAGAUACAUGCUAUAUUAUGCAAAUUCAUCAGAUCCAAUUUAUUAUGGAUGCAGAAUGAAAUCGCCCCCUAACAAUAUGGAUUUUAUGAGCGGCGGAGCCGGAUAUAUUUUAAGUAAAGAAGCGCUUCGUAGAUUUGUUGAGGAUGCUCUACCAAACAGACAUAUUUGUCGUUCGAAAGAUACUGGCGAUGAAGACGUGGAAAUUUCAAAAUGUCUUCAAGCAGUCGGGGUUGAAUUAGGCGAUUCUUUAGAUAACGAAAACAGAAAUCGAUUUACACCUGUAUUUGUUAAUGAUAUGUUGAUACCUGGAAUUCUCAAUGACGUUAAAUGGUUCACGGAUAUGAUGUAUCAUCCAUAUAACAUGGGAUUGACAUGUUGCUCGGAUAACCUGAUAUCUACGCAUUACGUAACGCCACAUCAAAUGUACCUUCUAGAAUAUCUCAUAUACCAUGUAACCCCGUUUGGACGUGCCUAUAAUCCCAAGCUGGAAAAAAAUAAGGAGAUUAUGAAAAAAGAAGUUAAUACUAACAAUUUCAGCAUGCUUGAGGUCAAGCAAGUACAAACCACAGAAAAUGACGCGCACAUUGCGGAUUUUAUCAACAAAACUGAAAGCCAAGAAAGAGAAAUUGCUGACCUCAAGACCACCAAAUUAGAAAACCAAAUGCAAAAUUUAAUAAUCAAUUUCAAAAACCAGCAUCUUAAACUCAAUGAAGCCAUCAGCACCAGUGAAGUAGAACAAAAGUACAUAGAAGAUCUUACUAAAGUCAAUUCUGAACUAAAAUUCAAAAUAAAUAACAAUCAAAAUACAAAUCAAACAUCAAACAAUAUAAAAAAAAAUGCCAAAAGACCAAAACUUGGCCCAAAUUCCUCGUCAUCAGCGUCAGAAGUAGAGGUUCACGAAAGCCCUCAACCCCAAAACGAGGUUUUAGAGGAAAACGGAAACGCCAAUUUUCCCGAAUUACUGAACAAUACCAAUAAUAAGCCCCUAAAUAUGCCACACAGUAACCUUUCAAUAAAACUAAAACAAAAACAACAGCAAGCCCAUACAUCACAUCACAACAAAGUGAGCAGCCAAAAUCGGAUAGAAUUCCUCCAAUUAUUAUCAGAGAACCAAAAAACUGGAUUCAAAUCCACAACCUGCCCAAAGAAAACAACAUAG
Molecule: messenger RNA, 1906 nt
Organism: Ceutorhynchus assimilis (cabbage seed weevil)
Lineage: Eukaryota; Metazoa; Arthropoda; Insecta; Coleoptera; Curculionidae
Source: the annotation of a GenBank genome assembly